ACAGCUACAAGCUCUCCAGCAGCGACAGCAUCAGCGACAAAUACCUCCCCACUUACGUCCACCUCUUCUCCUGCAACAAGCCCAUCUCCUACAACCACCUCAGCAGCUCCUCUAGCCACUACUCAGGAGAACACGUCUCCAUCUGAGACUGCAACUGCACCAACAUCUACCCUAACACCAACCACUACUUCUACCCUCACACGUACAUCUCUCCUCAACACAAGUACUGCCCUCUCAUCCAAACAUUUAGAAACAACCUCCACUGCUUCCAUCGCCACAUCACCAUUCCCAGCUACACCUGGUAGCUCUGCCUCUCCAAUCUCUACUGUUGUUGAAACAACUACAGUUUUCUUGUCAACAACUGAAACACAAAGUAAAGUAGAAGAAACGACCACCGCAGUCACAUCAAGCCCAAAUGCUGUAUCUUCUUCUCAAACAGCUACAAGCUCUCCAGCAGAGACAGCAUCACCAACAAACACGUCCCCACUUACGUCCACCUCUUCUCCUGAAACAAGCCCAUUUCCUACAAUCACGUCAGCAGCUCCUCUAACCACUACUCAGGAGAUCACUUCUCCAGCUCAGACUUUUUCUGCACCAAUGUCUACACAAACAAUAUCGUCCACCUCAUCACUCACUGUUAGUUCACCGCUCAAUACUAGUGCUGCUCUCUCCUCCACAGCUAUACUUAAAUCCACCACUUCUACUGCAGCAACACCAGCUCCUGAAACUACAGUUACGAGCUCUUCCACUCCAAAAGAACCUACACCUUUUUUGAUGACAACCACACUUUUCUCAACUAUGCAAGAAACCUCCAGUCAGUCAGGUGAAUUGUCUACAGUUGCUACUUCCAUCACAGCUUACAGAACCUCUUCUGGUCUGGUGGCAGGCACUAAUGAAGUGACCACAUCCUCAUCCACCAUCUUCACAUCACAUUCAAGCAUUUUUGCAUCUGAGAGAAUUUCACCUGGAACAACCACAUCACCUCUUCCAGCAACCAGUGCUCAGGAGAGCACUUCUCCAGAGUGGACAUUAUCUUCUUUCACCUCUGCCCUAACUGCAACCUCAACUUCUGCAGUCACAAUUACAUCCCUGCUCAACACAAGUGCUUCAGUCUUAUCCAAUCCUGUAGAGACAUCCACCACUUCUACCCAGGAUACAUCACGUUCCCAUACUACUACUAGCUCUUUCACUCACACAGGUCUUGAACCAGAAUCUACUUCUCUGUCUACGUCAUCAGUGCCAUCCUUCCCAUCUUCUGAAUCAACCACUUUAGUCUCCUCUAUCCUAGCUAGCACAUCCUCACCUUAUCAUUUCAGAUCCUCUACUUCUUCAACAACACAGACAUCGACACUUCCUUUUUCUGAUGUUGGAAACACCACUAAUUUUGAGAAAACCUCUCAUGUUAGUUUUUCUCCUCUUCCUAUUACAU
This is a messenger RNA of Phasianus colchicus (ring-necked pheasant), 1429 nucleotides long. Lineage: Eukaryota; Metazoa; Chordata; Aves; Galliformes; Phasianidae. The record is from RefSeq and is a predicted model, not a curated record.